UCGGCUUUGUGGCGGGGGGGUGACCGAUACCGCGGGGGGAGACCAGUUGCUCGCUUAGCUCCGCUGAUUCCGAUUUAUGAGGGUUCUCUUUUUACCGUAUCGGAGUGUUUUGCCUUGCCUUGUCUAUUGUGAAAGGGUGGGGGUCUUCCGGGUCUUCGUGGCUUCUUAUGCUCUUCGUUCCCACCGGAGGCGCGGGGGCAGGGGUAGCAUGGCCAGGGUGGGGCGGCCCCUUGCACGCAAGCUGACUUGCUCUGUUCCCACGUGCUUUCGCAGAAAAGGCGGGGGGGGCACCUGAAGGGCUCUCCCGUUCUGCCCCCACAUCUCUCUGAUCCCCUUUCCAGGCUGGCACCGGCGGCCAUGGCCCAGAUGGGGCACAGGGUGGAUUACCUGGCGGGAUUUUGCUGCCCGGUCGGGGGAUUGGCAGCCGGGAAGCCCCGCGUGCUGUGCCACGAGAACCAGAUCUACCUCUCCAAUGGCACCGAGUACGUCUAUGUCUACGACCAAGAAGGGCGGCUGAUGAAGGCUGUCUACAGGUUUCCUGAUCAGGUCUGGCAUGUGGAGCUCUUGCCUCUCCACCAUCAGCUGUAUAUACUGUGCGCUGGAGUUGGCAUUUACUGUGUGUCCUUGGACUACCAGAGCAGGUUAGCGAAGCAGAUGGAUGGUGAAGAAAAUGACUGCUUCUCCAACAUCUUCCCCAUGGGGUGUGAUGCCUGCACUUUCCCUGAUGCCACACUUUGCACCUUCACGCUACUCAAUGAUGUCUUAGUCACCCUUUCCCAAGUCCAGGAGAAGUGGUGCAUGAAUCUCCACAAACUCCCGGGCCCUGAGGACCAGGAGAAAUUGCCACAUCAGCCAGUCAGUCAUGUGGACAUCACCACCAGCACAAGCAAUGAUGGCGACAUGUCUUUAGCCCACUUCCUCCCCGUCCUGUGCUGUGCAUCUGCUCCUGGCGCCAGUGAGCACUGGGAGGGACUUCGCCAUUCUGGGGGGUUUGUGCUGGAGGAGCCUCUCUUCAGCCUCCUUUUUGGGGUAGAUGCUGCCAUGCUGGAUUCUCCCAUGAUCCUCUGUGGCUUCCCAGAUGGGCAGUUGUGUUCUGUGCCUUUGAAGGCCCUGAAUUCCCCCGGGGGCCAUGGCUGGGAAGACUCACCUGUCAAGAUCCUUCACCAUCUGGAGGAGCCAGUUGUCUUCAUCGGGGCCCUGAGGACUGAACGGAAAUCCCUAGGUGCAGAGGAACAUCCGGCCUAUGGAGGCUUGGGUUGUGACUGUGUUGUGGCUUUGGGACACUAUGGUAAAAUGGUGGCCAUCAAAGCCUCUCAAGAAGAAGAAGUCAAGGUCCCAGAGCUCCGGGAGUAUUAUCUUCAGGGGCCAGUUCUGUGUGCAGCAUGCAGCGGAGGGAGCUGCAUGUACUACAGCACUCAUUCUGACAUCUAUGCAGUUGACUUGGACAGCAACACACCUGAGGCUGAGAAAGUGGAGGCUCCGGCAGGGACCCUCCCUUCAGCUUUGUCUCCUGCCAGCUUGAGUAUCUGCAGUGUGGUGGCACUUUCCUUGUCUUCUCGGGAGUCAGAAGGAGAGUCUGAACUUCUGGCGCUCUCCGCCAAAGGCCGUCUCAUGACGUGUGGCUUGUGCAGCCCAGACGACACACAGCCAGUCAAGAUGAACACUGACAAAGCUGGGCAGAGGAUCAAAGAGCUGCUGUCUGGGAUAGGCCAUGUCUCUGAAAGAGUGUCCUCCCUAAAAAAAGCUGUGGACCAAAAAAAUCGAGCUUUGACAUGCCUGAACCACGUGAUGAAUGUGAGUGCAGCUUUGCUGUCAAGCCAGAGUGGUCCGAAGCCCAUCACUUGCACCAUCGCUGCGCAUUGGAGCCAUAUGCUGGUCCAGGAUACCUUGACAAUCUCCUGCAUCUUGGAAAAUUCAAGUGAAUGCAGCCUGGAGCGGGGCUGGACCUUCUGUGUCCAGCUUUUUGCCAACUCCUGUGACUUUGAGGAAACCUCCUCAGAUUCUGCAACCACCUAUACCUUCCCUAUAGAUCAGCUCCUUCCAGGGAACAAGACAGAGGUUACCCUUCCACUUGGCCCUGCUGAAGGCUCCAAACUGGAUCUGCCUUUCACUGUCUCCUGCUCGCUCUACUAUAGUUUGCAGGAGAUCUUAGGCACUGCUUCUGAAUCCACUGAGCUUCUGGAUGACCUGUUUUCUGACGAUUCUCCUGGCCUUUCCCUGGACAGAGAAGGCAUCUGCCUGCCCUUGAGGGAAGUCACCAUUGAUCUCUUGCAGUGCCUUCGCUUGGAUGCCAACAAUGGGACGUCUGAAGCUGGCCCACCUGCUGUGGCCAUUUCUGUCCCUGGGGAUCCAGUUGAAACCUUCUUGAAAUUAUCUCUCGAGAACAUGGAAGAGAAUGAUGAGCUUGUCCGAAAGGGACUGAGCACUGUUGAUGAAAAUUACUUGGCUCCAACUGUAGCUUCAAUCAAGGUAUCCUCUGAACUGCUGAGAACAGCUUUGAAGGACAUCUGUACAGAAGUGUCGCUAUGCUGUGCUGUGCUGCGAUGGCUGCUGGCUGAAAAUGCUGCAGUGGAUGCCCUUCGGAGCCAGGAGGUGGCAGUCAUGCAGGGGUUGGCCCCAGAUGGAGGCAAAGUGCAGCUGAACAUCCGAGAGGUGACUGUCAGUGACCUGAGCCCAACAGGUCCUAUCGAAGCUGUGGAGAUUGUCAUCCAGGGCUCUCCACUGGCAAACAUGUGUCAGCUGCAUCAUGCUGUGGUUCGGCGCAUUCAGACUCUGAUUCUGGAACAAGCUGCCCAGGAUUCUUCUCCCCCAGAUAUCCGAGUGCAGUAUCUCCACCAGAUCCAAGCCAACCAUGAGAUGCUGCUCAAGGAGGCCCAGUCCCUCCGUGGUGACCUGUGUCUGGGGAAUGAUUCGGAUGCAACGGUGGAGAAGCUUCUGCAGGUUUAUCGGCAGCUACGCAACCCCAGCCUUGUGGUCCUGUGAGUGUCAAGCAGCGGCACCCCUUGGAGGAUCCCACUGCCACCUCUGCCCAGAGCUGGUGGAUGAAGGGAGCAGCAGGCUGGGCGCUUUCUAGACGGGAAGCUGAAGCAGAGGCAUGGCAGAGAAGGGGUGGGGGAUUCCAGCAGGCAGACCCUGGCUCCUCUGGAGACUGAAAGUUCAGGGGCCAACCCUUUUCCCUUUGAACACGGCUAGCUUUUUCCCCCCAGGCUCCACAUUUCUGCCCACCCUGGACAGGCGACUGGUUGCAUUGUGACACUCUCACACGCAGACGGUCCAGUCCUUGUGUGCACGUAUGUGCAGAGAUGCCCAGGUGCAUGUAUGUAAUUUGGAUGGCUAGCAAGACGCCCUCGUGGCUGUGGGUGGUGUGUUGUGGAUUACACUUGAUGUUGUUAGUUUAGCUUUUCUCGCUUUUGGUGGUACUUACUCCACUGUGGCAGGCAAGUCUGCUGAGUUGUAGAUGGGGAAGGGAGGGGGAGAUUUUGCUGGAAAUUCAAUGCCUUUUUGUUUAUUCCAAGCAGCAGCAGCAGCCGCCACCACCACCACCACCAAAGGGCUAUGCUUCUAGCUGUGUCGUAUUUUUCAAGAACACUGUGGAAAAACAGGCUGUCACAU
This is a messenger RNA of Python bivittatus (Burmese python), 3612 nucleotides long. It is a transcript of the gene FAAP100, whose product is annotated as FA core complex associated protein 100. Gene Ontology annotation, biological process: interstrand cross-link repair. Gene Ontology annotation, cellular component: Fanconi anaemia nuclear complex; nucleoplasm. Lineage: Eukaryota; Metazoa; Chordata; Lepidosauria; Squamata; Pythonidae. The record is from RefSeq and is a predicted model, not a curated record.